AUGGCUUCUAAACGUGUGGUUUCCGAACCUAAUGGCACUGGCCGAAGUGGUGACAAAGAAAUCAGGGACGAAAACCCCCACGUCACUCCCUCAGAGGCACCGGCUGCCACCACUGUAGUUCCUACUGCUGCACCCACCGUCAUGCCCACCCACAUGCAAUCCACCGUUGAAACAGAGGGACCGACUGUCGAGACCAUUGAAGACAUCACCGAACACGUGCACGAGAACACGCGAGCGGAAAUGCAGCCUGCCCGUCUCCAGGCCUCCGCGCCAGGCAAUGGAGAAGGAAGCAGCUCGGCACCUACUCGCCACCACCGUGACUGCAUCGUCUCCCGCACCGUGCACCGUCAUCCACCUUACCUAGCUGAGGUUCCAAACGCCCUGCUUGGACAAGUCUGGAUCGACCACAUUGAUUCCAUGUUGGGCGUCCGCACCGAACGUCAGACCGAAGACAUGCAGUUUUGCAUUGAGCACAUGUCCCGGAUCCUUUUUCUGGCAAACAACAUGUUGAGGCAGCAGAGAGAGCUUUUGGCGGAUCUGAGACGCAUCAAUAGCGAAGAACACCAUGCAGAUUCUUCCAGCGAGCUUACUGAUUUCGAUGAGCUUAUGAACUUCAGUGAUCUCCUGGCGAUGAGCGAUGAUGAUGAGAAUGAGGAUGGCGGUGAUGAUGAGGAUGAUGAUGGCGGUGAUGGCGGUGAUGGCGGUGAUGGUGGUGAUGGUGGUGAUGGUGGUGAUGGUGGUGAUGGUGGUGAUGGUGGUGAUGAUGAUGACAAUGCUGCCAAUUGGAGCGAUACUGUGAAUGACUAG
Penicillium crustosum is the source of this 807-nucleotide messenger RNA. RefSeq lists its product as uncharacterized. Bases 1 to 807 code for a protein of 268 amino acids. The transcript is spliced from 2 exons. The record is from RefSeq and is a predicted model, not a curated record. Lineage: Eukaryota; Fungi; Ascomycota; Eurotiomycetes; Eurotiales; Aspergillaceae.